Exophiala aquamarina CBS 119918 is the source of this 948-nucleotide messenger RNA. RefSeq lists its product as uncharacterized. NCBI's taxonomy places the organism in Eukaryota, Fungi, Ascomycota, Eurotiomycetes, Chaetothyriales, Herpotrichiellaceae. The coding region runs from base 1 to 948 and encodes 315 amino acids. The transcript has a single exon. The record is from RefSeq and is a predicted model, not a curated record.
AUGUCCAAAAAGGUCCUAACCAUCUUCGGCGCCACCGGUAACCAAGGCGGCAGCACGCUUUCCGCGGUGCUCAACAACCCAACACUCGCCUCCAAGUACAAGAUCCGAGCAAUCACGCGGGAUCCCAGCAAGCCCAGCGCGCAAGCGCUCGCGUCUCGAGGGGCCGAGCUCGCACAAGCAGACCUCAAUGACAUUAGCAGCAUCAAAGCGGCGAUCGCAGGCUCGCACGGCGUCUUCGCGGUGACAAACUACUGGGAGACGAUGGACAAGGACGCAGAAUUCCAACAAGGUAAGAACAUCGUGGACGCAUGCAAGGAGCAAGGCGUGCGCCACUUGGUGUGGAGCAGCCUGCCGCACGCGGAGAAGCUCACCAACGGCGAGCUCACCAAGAUCGAGCACUUCGACUCCAAGGCCAACGUGCAAGAGUACGCCGAGAAGGUCAAGGGCGACAGCCUGCUGGUCUCGUACUUCAUGCCCGCAUAUUUCAUGUCGAACCUGACGGGCCAGAUCAACGCGGGCGAAGACGGCGUCGCCACGCUGUCGCUGCCCUGGAAUGCGCAGAACACCUGGCUGCCCAUGAUCGACAUCCGCAACGACACGGGCCUGUUCACGGUGGGGCUGUUCGAGGCUGGCGAGCGCGCCAACGGCUUCGCCGUCCAGGGCACCAGCCAAUGGCUCCACCCGCAAGAGGUCGUCGACACGCUGAGCACCGUCACGGGCAAGCAGGUCAGGUUCGUCGAGCAGCCCGCCUCCGUCGAGUCUGCCGCCAAGAUCGGCAAUAAGAUCGCCGAGGAGCUCGCGCAGAAUAUGCUGUUGAUCAGGGACUACAGCUAUUUCGGGAAGGGCGCGGAGAAGAACCAGGCCGAGAGCGAUGCCUUCUUGGUGGAGGGCGCGAAGAAGAAUACCUUCAAGGGCUUUGCCGAGAAGGCGAAGUGGUCUUUUGCGUAA